UGAAGAUUUACGAAGUUAAUUAACUUUUUGGUUAAUUAACUUUUGGUAUUAUGUUCUUUUGUCUGAUAAAUCAAUUCCUGCAUCGGCUCCAUCGCAAAUGAAUUAGCAAUUGGCUUUCCGAAGUAAAAGCACUCUGCUAUCCAGCUCUCUUUCUCUCUCUCUCAUCAUCGCCGCUGAGCGGAGAUUUCGGAGCCAUCGGACGGCAGAUAAUGGAGAACACCGACGUGUUCUUAGGACUGCAGGACUUUCUGGAACGCAUGCGUCAACCGUCGGCCGCCGAUUUCGUCAAGUCUAUAAAAAGCUUCAUAGUGUCGUUUUCGAACAAUGCUCCUGAUCCGGAGAGGGACAGCGCCGCAGUGCAGGACUUCUUUGCCCGGAUGGAAAUCGAUUUCAGGGCUCAUCCACUUUGGGCUGGCUGUUCAGAGGAGGAGCUCGACAGCGCCGGCGAAGGACUGGAGAAGUAUGUUAUGACGAAGUUAUUUCCUCGCGUAUUUGCUUCACUUCCGGACGAUGUGAAACUCGAUGAGCAACUGUAUGAGAAGAUGGCUUUAGUACAACAGUUUAUUCGGCCGGAAAAUUUGGACAUUAAGCCCACCUUUCAAAAUGAGACUUCAUGGCUGAUAUGCAUAAAUGAAGUACAUUCAUAUAAAACAUGGGCAUGGAUCUCAAUCAAGAUCUUGCAAAAAGAACUGCAAAAGAUCAAUAUGUACAAGGCACCGAGGGAUAAGCUUGUGUGCAUCCUUAAUUGUUGCAAGGUUAUUAAUAACUUGCUCAUGAAAGCUUCUGUUGCUUCCAAUGAGAAUCCCCCUGGAGCUGAUGAAUUUCUUCCUGUCCUAAUUUAUGUUACGUUAAAGGCAAACCCUCCACAACUGCACUUAAAUUUAUUGUAUAUACAAAGGUACAGGCGACAAUCUCGAUUAGUUGGUGAAGCAUCCUAUUUUUUCACAAACAUGCUCUCCGUUGAAUCCUUCAUCUCAAAUAUUGACGCAAAUGCCAUUUCAAUGGAUGAAUCUGAGUAUGACAAGAACAUGGAAACUGCUCGAGCACUUCUUUCUGGACUUUCAGCUGAUCUGGACGGUCAGUAUACUCAAAAAGGUCAAUUUGCAGGAUAUGGAAAUAGAUCAGAGUCUAUGGAAACCAGACAUCAACAUCCGAAUGCCAACAAGGACCUAGCGGCACAAUCCAGAUCUUCUGAAACAAACUCCCGAGGGAAGAAGAUACCCAAUGAAAAAGAUAACUCACCCUUUUCAAAGAUUCCAUCCCUUUCGGAUUUGGAGAAUAAGGGUGCAACGAUCCUCGUGACCAAUGAUCAGGCGAACCAGGUUUUCCAGGAGUAUCCAUACUUGUUUGCGAAUGUCGGUGACCUAACCAUCAGUGAUGUAGAAGACCUUCUUAAUAAUUACAAGCAACUUGCAUUCAAAUAUGUUUGUCUUUCUAACGGGUUAGGCGUUACUGCUCCAUCUUCUUACAAUUCGCAUACAGAGUUCCACCAGCAUACUGAAACGGCAAAGCAACAGGAACUCUCUAGAGCUAUAGAGCCGAAUGAUGAGACAUCAAAUGACACUGAUACGACGGAUGAUGCUUUAAAGAAAGAGCCCCUUAUUGAUGAUGAAAAUUUGGAAUCCAGAUUGUCACAGGAUCAAGAAGUUUCACCACAGAGUGGUACACAUGAGGAGUACUCUCAAUAGCUGCUCUACCAGGACAUGUAUUUUGCAGGAGUAUGUUUUCCAGUGCAGUCGCCAUCAUCAGGGCUCCAUUUCUCCUCUUUGCCGGCGCAGAUGGAAUAUCGUCAUGGUUGGAAAUGAGCGCUGUCAUUUGUCCAUUCUCGCCUCGUACUGGUCAAGAAUAUAGGUAGAAGUGAGGAAGUUAGACUUUGAGUUUGGGAAUGCAUCAAAUUGCAUUUGUAUGAAGAUGGAAAAUAUAUACAACUCUCAGGAAACCGGGGUGCAACAGUGUAUGCUUGCAGGCACUCGUAAUCUUACUCAUGUAGCAGUACAAUGAUCCUGAGCCACGCAGCCAUGCUGGAUACAAUCAAAUGAGAUUUUCCGUAGUUGCACCUUGCUAUCCGUCAUUAACGAGCAGAAAUGUAUGUUCUAACUUCGAAAUUCCUUUCCUCUGUUCUUUUCUCUGUACUGUCAAAAUCUUGUGUACAAAAGUGUCUCAAUGUCACUGCGAUUGUAAGCGGUUCUGUUUAUUUUUGCAAUUUACUAUUAUCCACGGUUAAAUAGGCUGCUGUAGGAGUUUAGUGUAUGAUGGAGUAGUAUCUGACUCUGGCUUGAUAUUGUAGUUUGUCCACAACGAAAAAAAUAAUUAAUUUUGAGUUAAGCUUUCUAAUUUUCAA
Molecule: messenger RNA, 2341 nt
Organism: Malus domestica (apple)
Lineage: Eukaryota; Viridiplantae; Streptophyta; Magnoliopsida; Rosales; Rosaceae
Source: RefSeq, a predicted model, not a curated record